AUGCAGGCGGUGCGCCCGGCUGCGGAGGAGGAGGAGGCCCAUGCGCAGGCGCAGGAGCAGGCGGUGAGGGAGGAGGCCGCUGCCGAGGUGAAGAGGGAGGUGGCCAAGGCGCACGAGGAGGAGGCGGCGCCGGAGGAGAAAGAGGUGGCGGUGGUCGGGGAGGAGGCGGAGGCGGAGGCAGAGGCCGAGGGGGAGGUGGAGGGGGAGGUGAAGGGGGAGGCCGGGGCGUCGGCCAAGAAGAACCGCAUCCAGGUGUCCACCAACAAGAAGCCGCUCUACUUCUACGUCAAUCUCGCCAAGAGGUACAUGCAGAAUUAUGACGAGGUUGAACUCUCUGCUCUGGGGAUGGCCAUUGGCACCGUUGUGACUGUCGCCGAGAUCCUCAAGAACAAUGGCCUCGCCACCGAAAAGAAGAUCCUGACAUCAACUAUCGGCACCAAAGACGAGUCUAAGGGUCGGCUUGUUCGUAAAGCCAAGAUCGAGAUCCUGCUGUGCAAAUCGGAGAACUUCAACAGCAUCAUGUCCAGCAAGAAAUCCGACCGCCCGAAAUCCGCCGAGGAAGAGAUCAAGGUGUGAUCUUGCUGGAUCGACUUCUCCAGGCCUCCUCGCAUUCCUUUUCCAGAGGUUGGCCAGUGAUGACAGCAUGGAUGGGUGGGGCAACAGCAGUCUGAUUAAAGUACCUAGUAAUUAGGGUCUUAGUCCUUGUUGAGAUGGAUCACAUCUUGUGAGAUGACCAAAUCAUGCAAGAUGUGUCAACGGCAUCCGUUUGAGAUGAUGUAGAAUUUGAUCAGAGGCUGGAAAUGUUGUUCCUUAUGUGUCCUCAAUCAUCAAUUUGUGUGCCUUUCACUAAUAUGUAAGCAAAGGCUAAAGUCUAUGUACGUUGUGUUGGCGAUUUAAUUCAUUUUUCAGGAGAACUGUCCAUU
Molecule: messenger RNA, 923 nt
Organism: Panicum virgatum (switchgrass)
Lineage: Eukaryota; Viridiplantae; Streptophyta; Magnoliopsida; Poales; Poaceae
Exons: 5
Coding region: 1-576 (191 amino acids)
Cellular component (GO): nucleus
Molecular function (GO): RNA binding
Source: RefSeq, a predicted model, not a curated record